Aedes albopictus (Asian tiger mosquito) is the source of this 2870-nucleotide messenger RNA. RefSeq names its product DNA-directed RNA polymerase, mitochondrial-like. The coding region runs from base 1 to 2634 and encodes 877 amino acids. Gene Ontology annotation, cellular component: mitochondrial DNA-directed RNA polymerase complex. The record is from RefSeq and is a predicted model, not a curated record. Gene Ontology annotation, biological process: mitochondrial transcription. Gene Ontology annotation, molecular function: mitochondrial promoter sequence-specific DNA binding; DNA-directed RNA polymerase activity. The transcript has 5 exons. NCBI's taxonomy places the organism in Eukaryota, Metazoa, Arthropoda, Insecta, Diptera, Culicidae.
AUGUACGAGCGGGAUCCGAUCAUGUCGAACGCGUUGGACAACUUGUGGGAAGCGCUACAGUCGCAUGUACUGCUCUCGAUUGCAACGGAUGCCAAAUAUAUCUCCAAUCCGCUUCCUAGCGCCGAGGUAGCCGAUGGGCCCUCCUCGAUGGCGAUGGAGGUGACGGUGACGCGCAAAGAGCUCGACGAGCUUCGAAAAGUAUGGACCAAACAAAUCUCCAUGGCAUUCCACCGGGACGUCAACACGCUGAAAGCCGUUACAGAAUCUAAAUCCAGUCGCGCCAUCAAUUUGUUCCCGUACCUCAAGGCCCUAAGUGUGCCGCAGUUUACCGAGAUUCUUCUCGACGAAGCCCAAAUGUUAAUCGAAGGAUCGGACACGUUCAGCAUCGGUCUGUCGCAUCUGCAUAAGGAGCUGGGCCGUAAGGUUGAAUCUCGAUAUCACGUUGAGCAGAAGCGGCAGACUGGGGUGCUGGAUAAGACGUGUGAGAUCUACAGUUUGUACUGCGAUGUGCUGUCCGAGGGAAAUAGCAGCGACAAUUCGAGACAACUUUGGCAAAGGUUAAUCCACGAAAAUAGAAACGAAGGUCCCAGUUUGGAUGUUCAGAGUGUUACAUGGCCAAAAGCUGCGGCCGUCGGAGUUGGUAAAUUCCUGUAUAAUAUUCUGAAGAAUGAUCUUAAGAUCAACGUGAAUGCUACAUCGCGAGGGAAUCGCCAGCCGAAGCUAGUGCCGGCAUUCUAUUCGCUUUUUCGAUACGAGGCAAAGCUGGCCAAAGAACAAAUCAAACCCCAUCCAGUGUUGAUCAAGCUUUACCGAAAGUCCCAACAGGAAAAUCUUAAAUUUGAUAUCAAUUUGGUUCCAAUGAUGUGUCCUCCGCAGCCUUGGAGUACGCCUGUGAAUGGAGGCUACAUAUUGGCCAGAUCGGAUCUUAUACGAUUGCCACAGCAAGCCCAUCAACAGUCCGAACGAAUUAACGAAGCUAACCCCCAGGACAUGUAUCCCACGCUUGAUGCCCUCAACCAGCUGGCCAGCAUUCCUUGGAAAGUUAACGAAGAUGUCUUGGACAUUGUUCUGGAGGUUUUCAAUAACGGAGGCAAUGCCAAGCUUGAUGUCCCAGAACCACCCAGUGCGCUGCCAUCCAUCGUGGAAACAGUUCCCCGAAAUGAGAUGACAGGCUUUGACCGGUUCAACAUGGUCCGUAAAAAGAUGACCCACAGGCGAAAACAAGGCGACAUGUACAGUCUAUGGUGCGACGCCUUAUACAGGUUGUCGCUGGCCAAUCACUUUCGGGAUAAGGUGUUCUGGCUUCCCCAGAAUAUCGACUUUCGUGGUAGAGUGUAUCCCAUCCCGCCGCAUUUGAAUCAUUUAGGGCACGAUCUGGCGCGCUGUCUGAUGGUUUUCCAUCAAAAGAAACCACUGGGCCCGGAUGGGUUUAACUGGCUGAAGCUACAUUGCAUCAACUUAACUGGAUUGAAGAAGCGGGAUUCGGUUGAGGAACGUCUGAAGUAUGCCGAUGAAAUAAUGGACGAUAUUCUGGAUUCCGCCGAUCGACCCUUGACCGGAAGAAUGUGGUGGAGUUCAUCCGACGAACCCUGGCAAACUCUGGCCUGUUGCAUAGAAAUUGCAAAAGUUCACCGCUGUCCCGAUCCAACCAAGUUUAUGAGUGGUUUCCCAAUCCACCAGGAUGGUUCCUGCAACGGUCUGCAGCACUACGCCGCGCUGGGUCGAGACACGGCUGGAGCCGUUAGUGUUAAUCUCGCGCCUUCCCCGGUACCACAGGAUGUGUACAGUGCGGUAGCCGCCUUGGUAGAAGACAGCCGCACCAAAGACGCCGAGAACGGUGUUAAAGUUGCCAAAAUCCUCGAAGGCUUCAUCAAACGGAAGGUCAUCAAACAAACGGUCAUGACUACGGUUUACGGAGUAACCCGCUACGGAGCCCGCAAACAGAUCGCCCGUCAACUGGAAUACAUCGACGAGUUUCCCAAGGACUGGGUCUGGCCUGCUUCCAGCUACCUUACUGUAAAAACCUUCAACGCCCUCAGCGAAAUGUUCACUUCGGCCAAGGAAAUCCAGGACUGGUUCACCGAUUGCGCCCGGCUUAUCUCGGCCGUGUGUGCCCAGAACGUCGAAUGGAUCACCCCACUGGGCCUGCCCGUGGUGCAACCGUAUAACCGUUCCGAUCGACAAGGGUCCUCCUCCAAAACGGUACAAAUCCCGGAACACUUCUCGAUGGAUUCGUACGAAAAGCCCAACAUCAUGAAGCAGAAGAAUGCAUUCCCGCCCAACUUUGUCCACUCGUUGGACUCGAGCCACAUGAUGCUGACGUCGCUGUUUUGCGAACGAGCGGGACUAACGUUCAUUUCCGUGCACGAUUGCUACUGGACGCAUGCCUGUACGGUGUCAACGAUGAAUAAGAUAUGCCGAGAGCAGUUUGUUGCUCUACACUCGGAACCGAUUCUCGAAGAUCUCUCCAAAUUUUUGGUGCAAAAGUAUAGUUACAAUGAAAGUGAAAUUACCAACGACGGUUCGGUGAUAGAUCUGACAAAGCGCAAGCUGAACCGCAUCCUGCACCAGUAUCCGGACAAAGGAGACUUCGACCUGCGGAAGGUGCUGAAAUCGGUGUACUUUUUCAGUUAGGUCGGCAGAGCUGAAGCUUCGUGGCUUUGGUGGUGUCGUCUAGUCAGUUGUGAUUCGUGAAUCGGCUAUCAUGUUUUUCCCGCGGUGGAAAAUCGGUAAGUUGAACCCAUUGUGAUUUCUAUGCGAUUGUGGAUCGUUCGGUUUUUAUUAUUAUGUCGUCGCGGCCCUAACGUUUUACAUUAGGCUUGGUAAGGUAGCAAGCAGGACUGAUACAGAAUAAAGUGAUGCGAAUAUCA